CAUAAGUGUGAAGCCAGCUUUAGUAUGAUAGUUUGACACGACGAGUGACAGAAUCUCAGGUCUACCAACCCCCCGAACUUAACUAUUUGAGGUCCCACUUGCGUCAUAUUCUCAAAAUGUCCUCAAUAGACCGCAUCAAACAAAACGCCGAGUCUGCAAAACAAACAAUCCAAGAACUAAAAAAUGAGUUGAGUUUCCUAAACACCGAAUACAACACCCUCUUAGCUAAACAACUACGUGAAGAAAAUGCGAAACUCUUUGCGGCGGUAGAAGAAGCCAAAACUCGUUUGGUCCAGCUGGAAGUAAAAAACGGAAUAAAGCAAAUUCCUGUCCCGAACCAAACCACCAAGGUGAGUGAGGACCCCCAACCCGCUAAACCCGUCGAGCAAAAACCGAAAGAAACCAAACCCAAGAAAGAGAAAAAACCGAAAGAAGCCCCCCCAGCCGAGCUUCCGGUGGACAUCGGCCGCCUGGAUCUGCGCAUCGCGAAAAUCGAAGACGUGCAAAGACACCCCGACGCCGAUACUUUGUAUUUGCUCAAAAUCAACUGCGGCGAAGACAAACCGCGGACUGUGUGUUCGGGGUUGGUGAAACAUGUCCCCAUUGAGGAGCUGCGGGAUCGCGUGGUUAUGCUUUUGUGUAAUCUGAAACCCGUGAAGAUGCGCGGGAUUACUUCGGAAGCUAUGGUGAUGUGUGCGAGCAGCGAAAAGGGGGUGGAGGUUUUGGUUCCGCCAGAGGGGUGUUCGCCGGGUGAGGCUGUCCACUGUGAGGGGUACACAAGGCAGCCGGAUCCGGUAAUGAAUCCGAAAAAGAAGAUUUUCGAGACGGUGGCGCCCGAUUUACACACAGAUGGGGCUUUGAGGGCUUGUUAUAAAGGGGUGCCGUUGAUGGUUCCCGAGAAAGGAGCUGUGGUGGCGAAGACGCUCGCCAAUGUACCAGUUAAGUAAUUAAAAUUUUGAAUAAACGUUUGUAAGAUUAAAAA
Zophobas morio is the source of this 982-nucleotide messenger RNA. RefSeq names its product aminoacyl tRNA synthase complex-interacting multifunctional protein 1 (gene AIMP1). The transcript has 4 exons. Gene Ontology annotation, molecular function: tRNA binding. The record is from RefSeq and is a predicted model, not a curated record. Lineage: Eukaryota; Metazoa; Arthropoda; Insecta; Coleoptera; Tenebrionidae. The coding region runs from base 117 to 947 and encodes 276 amino acids.